CAUCACGAGUUGACAUAUUAUAAAUCGCUGGUCGACUCUUGCAAACAGGCUCUCCUCCAAUGCCAACAGCAGCCGACCUCCGGGUCGGGUGUAGUGCCCGCCGUUGACCGGCCGUACCCGACAUCCACGCACUACACGUUUGACUGGUACACAACAGUGUCCCUCCCCUACAGUUCCCGCCUUAACGAGAAAAUAAUCCUAUCAUAUAUGCCGAGCGGUCACUCCCGGAGUUGGAACGACCUGUUUAUGGGUGUAUUCAAGAAGAAGUUCCGCAACUGUGACGUCAACAGUCUUCAGGACGUAUACCAGAUCGCGGAGCGGUGUUGCGGGCCCUCCAACUCCAUAACGCCUGUACUCGUGGGCAACGAUAGCGGAGACAUAGAGUUCCCGCUCCUCGACUGGAACGAGAAGUUCUCUCAUAUCAACAAUUUGGACGCCUCUAUACUCACGGCUAACAAUCACUUCGAGAUCAGUAACGAAGUGCCCGGACUCGUGCUCUGUCGCCGU
Molecule: messenger RNA, 507 nt
Organism: Medioppia subpectinata
Lineage: Eukaryota; Metazoa; Arthropoda; Arachnida; Sarcoptiformes; Oppiidae
Source: the annotation of a GenBank genome assembly